AUGGCAUCCCACCAAACCAGCGCUGACAACGUCCCUCCAAAAGAUCUAACCGACUCUCAAAUUGCCAAAGAUGCCGGGUUCAACAACAUCAGGGAAUUCAUGAUAUCCUAUGGGCUGAACCCUGCCAACACCAAAGAUGUCGUCGAGGCGAGGGAAAUUAUGCAGGGCUUUCGCGAGAUGUACAAGAACACCUGGGAGGAAGACCAUCCAACGGGCAAUGAACAGCGGAGCCGUAUGAAUAAUGGGGCUCAGCAGACAAAUGAAGGAGCACAAGCUGGACGGGAUCUCGACGAUCAUCGCUCCCACGACACUGAAUCUGAAGACGAUGAGACCAGCGAGGAAGACGACGACUAUGAAUCCAGCCGUAGCGACUACGAUUCUGAAUAUUAUGGCUCGGAUGACCCUGAAUCUGACGUCUAUGACUCUGAGGGGGGUGUCUCCUACUACGAUGACUACACUGGGAUGGAUGAUUCCGACUACGGGGACGUCGACUAUGAUGGAUAUGACUAG
Molecule: messenger RNA, 510 nt
Organism: Penicillium alfredii
Lineage: Eukaryota; Fungi; Ascomycota; Eurotiomycetes; Eurotiales; Aspergillaceae
Exons: 1
Coding region: 1-510 (169 amino acids)
Source: RefSeq, a predicted model, not a curated record